AUGCCGGCCGACAUGCUUGCUUUCGUCGAAGGCAAGCCGGCACCGAAUCCUACGUUCAAAUCACUCUGGGAGGCGUUGAACCAGCGCGCCAGCAUAGACCCGGACCGCCCUGCGAUUCUAUCCCCAGGCCAGCCAGCGAACUUGCUCGAGGAGCUGGUUCGGCCUUGGCCGACGAGAAAGGGCCAAAACGAUGACUGUAGCAGCAGAAACAACACCACCAAUGCUAUUGGCGAUGGUCGUGAGACACGCACCAUUCGCAAACUCACCUCACCGGCUUGCAUCCUCAACUACCUGCUGUCAUGGAUCCUACCCAUACCCGCGCCUGCCGCCGAAGCAUCCUACCUCCUAUGGUCAUUUGCGGAGCUACAGCGAGCGACCAUCCGGCUUUGCGCGUUCCUGCGGUGCCGGCGCGGCGUGCAGCCCGGCGCGACGGCCGUCUUCUUCAGCGGUGUGUCGGCGGAGUGGGCGCUGCUCCUCUCCGCGUCGGCGCUGAACCGCUAUACCGCCGUGACACUCCCCAACGACGCCCUAAAGGCAGGGAACAAGCUUCUGCAGGCCCAGAUCGAGGCGCUGGUCCCGUCCGUCAUUGUCGUCACCACCGAGGCGGAGGCGCGGCACGUGGCCGGCAGUGUGUACACGAACAUCGCCGUCGGCAUCAGCCUGGAAAAGUUCACGGCGGACCCGCCAAGCGGCUGGAUUAGCAUGGCAGACAUUGCAGCAGAGACGGCGUCGCAGGGUCCAGACUACAUGGAGGCCAUCGCGGCCAUGCCAGACGAGCGCGAGCAUCCCAAGCGCGCCGCCUUUGUGGUGUGCACCAGCGGCUCGACCGGCAAGCCAAAGGGCUGCCCAAUGUCGGCGGGCUACGUGCUGUCCGCGCUCGACUUCCUGUCGAAGCAACACACGCCGCUCCUGCCGGCUCCAGUCGCAGUCGUCUCCGGGGUCAGCAGCCAGUCGCGCUGCCAGGCGCUGACCAUCUUUUCGUGGGCGACGGGCAACGCCGCCGUCAUGGACGCCGGCGAGUCGAGCGCCGAGACGAUCCUCGAGACGCUGCGGACGUGCCGCCCCGUGUCGCUCUCGCUUCUUGUCACGGCGGUCAAGUCGAUUGCCCGCGCGCCCAACUACUCGCCCGACGCCAUCAAGUCGGUCCGCUUUGUCAACUUGACCGGGUCGACGGUCACCAUGGCGAUUCUCCGCGUCGCGCAGCAGACGUUUCCCUCGGCCCGGGUGCUGCCCACCUUUGCCAUGACCGAGGCCGCGGGUGUCGCGAUAUGGACCGCCUGGUACCGGCCACCGACGAUCGACAAGAUGCACGCGUGGCGCGGAAUCGCCGCCUCUGGCGUCGUGGCCCCCGGCGCGGCGCUCAAGGUCAUCGGUGCAGAUGGCAGGCGGCCCGUGGUUCGCGGCGAGGUUGGCUCCCUGCACAUCCGUGGGAACUCAGUCAUCGAGAACUACCUGGGCGCCGGUGACAGGCCCGGCUGCUUUUAUGAGGGCGAGGACGGCCGUCGCUGGUUUGUGUCUGGCGACGACGCCGUAAUUAGUGAAGAGGGUUUUUUGCAUGUGCUCGGCCGGAGUGAGUACACGCUCAGGCGGGAUAACGAGAUCGUCGUCCCUUGCACUGUUGAAAAUUUUCUGGAGACUGAAUACCAUGGAGCCUCGACUGCGGUUGUGAAUAUUACUUCAAGCCGCGGCGAUGCGGGAAUAUUUGCGAUUUUUGAAGACGAGAUUCUUUCCACCUCACCUGCCGAUAUUCAAGACUGUGUUGCCCGAAAACUUGGCUGGGCACAUCGCAUUGAGGGCGCUGCCAGCCUCGGAGCAGUUGGGUUUCAAAAGUGGCCGCUGACACAGGGUGGCAAGAUUGACUAUCGUCGGUUACGGCCUGCGAUCGAGGAGUAUAUGGCGUUUUUGUCGAAGAUGCAAUAA
Messenger RNA from Akanthomyces muscarius, 1920 nucleotides. RefSeq lists its product as uncharacterized. Gene Ontology annotation, molecular function: medium-chain fatty acid-CoA ligase activity. NCBI's taxonomy places the organism in Eukaryota, Fungi, Ascomycota, Sordariomycetes, Hypocreales, Cordycipitaceae. The record is from RefSeq and is a predicted model, not a curated record. Gene Ontology annotation, biological process: fatty acid metabolic process. The coding region runs from base 1 to 1920 and encodes 639 amino acids. The transcript is spliced from 2 exons.